Oncorhynchus tshawytscha (Chinook salmon) is the source of this 3053-nucleotide messenger RNA. RefSeq names its product calcium homeostasis modulator protein 6. Lineage: Eukaryota; Metazoa; Chordata; Actinopteri; Salmoniformes; Salmonidae. The coding region runs from base 1578 to 2558 and encodes 326 amino acids. The transcript has 2 exons. Gene Ontology annotation, molecular function: monoatomic cation channel activity. The record is from RefSeq and is a predicted model, not a curated record.
AGCCUAUUUAUUUUUGUUACAAGCCGUGUUUUGUUAAAGCCUAUUUAUUUUUGUUACAAGCGGCAUUUCGUUAAAAGGCCUAUUAAUUUUUGUAACAAGCCGUGUUUCGUUUAAAGGCUGUGUAAAGUUAAUUUGUUUCAAUGUACCGGUAGGCACCUGCUGCUGCACUUAAUAGUCCAGAAAUUACGGUACUUCAGCCACAGGCAGAUACACUCCGGGGAAUGUUCUCAGCCUACGGGUUAGUUGAGGAGUGUGUUUCAAACAAUGGGCCACAGUUGGAUUCAAAAGAGAUGGAGACAUUCUUCCAGUUGAAUGGGGUGAAACACAUCCAGUAGUCUCUGUAUCAUGCAGCUUCAGAUGGCGCCCAGUGCGACUUGUACAGAAUCUAAAACAGGCUCUAGAGAAGGACAAGUCAUCAGGACGGUCUGUACAGCAUAGUGUGGACAACUUUCUGUUUACCUACAGGAAUACGCCACAUGCCACAAAUGGAAAAAUUUCAGCCGAGUUGUUCCUAAAACGACAGGUUAGAACAAGGUUAUCACUGGUUAAACACAGUUUUUCAGCUGACAUGCAGUCGUUGGGACAAACAGUGCUUGUCCGAGAUUACUUGGGAGUAGAGAGAAAUGGGUACCCGGGGUUGUGAAAAGGGUACUUGGUCCUGUAACCUACUUAGUGCAGACUGAGGGGAAACUGUGUAAGACGCAUGUGGGUCAAAUGAUGAUGCAACACAAUGAAAGAGAAGACCUGAAUGUGUCAGAGUGGAACGUUUCUGAUUGGGACUUGGGAAUUACGACAGGCACACAUACAGAGACACUGAUUGUGCCAGGCCGUGAGCCUGAGGGCCCAGAGCGUCGAGAGGCCAAAAAGAGUAAGAAGGCCUCCGGACCAAUUGGAUCUGUAAACAGGUUGUAUAUUAGUUGAUAAGUGAAAAACUGUUUUAGAAAACCCAUGAUGUUCAUCAAGGAUGUUUUCAGAGGAAGUGAGAAUUUGUGGAGAAGUGUGGUGUAUUGAGAAAUGUGUUAAUGAGUUUAGAGGAAGUCACAGUGAUGCCCGAAACGUUGGUAAAUAUCCAUUACAUUACUGGGAGAUGACACAGUGGAGUGUGCGAAUUUCUUUAUUUUGAUAGCUUAAUGAGUUUAUAUGUAAAAAUGGUUGCAAAUAGUCAAUGGGAUUUGUAUGCAGGGGUUGAGUUAUUUGAAUGAACAAAUGAUAAUGGGGUUUCUGGUCUUGCAUUGAAGUGUUUGGAUUAGGAGAUGAAAGGGCGGUAAAAAUUCAAUGAUGUAUUGGAGAGUUGGGCUGAAGACACUGUAGAGAGUAGUCGACUAAUGUGUUAAGGAGAAUAUUAAGUAAAUCUCUUCCGUUUAUUAUAAGUACGCUUCGGAGUCUUCAGUAAAAGAACCCAGCAUCUUAGGAUGCAACAGUAUCGUCCAUCAAUAAACUGUAGCCUAGUGAAGCGAGUCACACCCUGAGUUGGAGGCGCGCCAGAGAGGACAGGAGAACUGAAAGUAUAGCUGUCACGUCAAUUUAUAUGGUUCCCAUGACUUGCUAUCAGCAGAAGUGCCUGUGAGUCUGGAAAGAUGGAUAUGUUCAAAACUGUUCUUAAAAUUGUUCAGAAACAGCAGACUAGUCUCGGGUUUGGUUUAGUUGCGUUGUUAACUGCAGGCGGGGAACAGAUAUUCUCGUCAGUGGUGUUCAAAUGUCCUUGCAGUGGCUGGAACUUUUCCUACGGCAUGGUGUUUCUCUUAGUGCCUGCUCUGGCGCUGUUGGUGUUAGGUUACGUCAUGAGCAAUAAAACAUGGAAAUUGUUUACAGGUUUGUGUUUACGCAAAUCCAAAUUGUGUCGUUUUAAAUAUUUUUGCGCCUGUGUGGUGGUCUUCUUUCAGAUCACCACAACAGCAGUCGUUGCACCUUUGAGUUGGAUUGCAGUCGCUUUGCUCAAUGGCAAUUACUUUGAAUGCGCCAUGACUGGUAUCAAUGUAACUGUUUUCACCAACCACCUUUGCGAUGGGAAGAGUCCGCAGUGCCAGGAUGAACUUUAUAAAUUCCCCUGUGGGAGAGCCACCCACGUGCCACAAUCUGACAGCAAUGAUGUGCUGGCAACCCUCCACGCUGAGUCGCAGGUCCUGGGUUGGCUACUGAUCGCCUCCAUCAUGGUCUUCAACCUCCUGCUGACCUGUGUUGCCCGGUGUAACUCCCCAGUCAGCUACCUGCAGCUGAAGUUCUGGAGGGUCUAUGUCCAGCGGGAGAGCGACCUGCUGGAAAGCUACACGGCAGAUCACGCCGAAAAGCUUGCAGAGAGGAACCUGAAGAGCUUCUUCCAGCAGAUGCCUCCAGAGCCUGUCACGACCCCACCUAACCAGGCCUGGGAGAAGAUCUCGUCCCUCUACAGGUUCAGCACCAGAGACCACUACUACAGCAUCCUGCACAAGUACGUGGAGAAGUGCCAGGACCCUGCAGAGGCCAGGGACCACAGAAUGUCAUCUGUCAGGUCAGACGGUCCAGACACUGCUAAUCCGUCUGUGCUCACCUUUGUGGAUGAGGGCAAGAUGAUGCUGUGAAUGGGCAUGCAUAUGAUCAUAGGAACAGCGGUGACAGCAUUACUAUCAUGACUCUAUCUGUAACCAUCCUCAUUACUUUUAGCGUCAAAGUUAUGACUCAUUAUAGAGGAUUGUUGUCAUGAUUAUACUCUUCGUCGUCAUCAUCAUGAUUAUCGCUGUGCGUCAGGGGAUUUUUCAGUAGAAAGACAAAUCACAUCUGAUUAACCACUCUCAGGUCUUUGCUUCAAUAACAAUGCUUCCCAAUUUUAUAUUGUGCUCAGGAGGGAUUUUUAUUAAUUUUUUAAAUAGUUGAUCAUACUUUCUUUCUCUUUCACUUUUCUGUUUAGUAUUUUUAUGCUCCUCAGACUUGGCCUGAGUGGUCAGGUGGUCUGUGGCAUUAGGUGGCACUCAGGUGGUCUGUGGCAUUAGACAGGAAACGCAUGGUCUGGUUCUAUUAAAUAAGGAGCUAGUUUGUGCACUGCAAAACACUUUCAAUAAAAGCCUGUUACCAGUGUA